Molecule: messenger RNA, 1338 nt
Organism: Ostreococcus lucimarinus CCE9901
Lineage: Eukaryota; Viridiplantae; Chlorophyta; Mamiellophyceae; Mamiellales; Bathycoccaceae
Exons: 1
Coding region: 1-1338 (445 amino acids)
Source: RefSeq, a predicted model, not a curated record
AUGGGCGUGCCAUGGUUCAGAAUCGCCAUGAUGAUCGCCAUGAUGUCCUCCGACGACGUCGAGGGCGUGUGCGCGAGCAUCGCGCACGUCAUCUUGAGUUGGUCCCUGCGCGAGUUUUUCGGCAUUUGCCAGCAAAUGAUCAUGAUUCCAAAGCUCGUGCGCGCUGGAAAGGUGCAUCCAGAGUCGUGGCGGCGCGCGCGCGUGCCGUAUGUUUCGAUCGCAUUUUACGGCGCGGUGUCGGCGGGCGUGCAGUGGGGGUUACACGCCGCGGGAAGGGCGAGAUUGGGAUACUUUUUGAUAAUCACCGCCGGCGUGCUUCCGGUGUUCAAAUGCGCGACGUACCCGUACCUGUGGCCGAUCGUGCCGUUUCUUGGGUUCAUAUUGCAUACGGUGUGGCGUUUGGAGGGCGUGCGCGAGCUUUUUGUCGGGUUGACGCUGUAUCAAGGGGUGAGCACGGCGCAAGAGGUGCGCGGGUGGUACUUUGGCCCGAACGCGUUUUGGUCGCUCGCCAUUUGGCUCGUAGCGUUCGCGGCGGUGAUGCCCAUACUGUUGAUAUUCGGCGCGGCAUAUUUUCAUUCGAAUUGGUUCGAGCGCGUAAUUCGGCGACGGAAGAAACCGGAGUACCAAAAGCUGUGGUGGUAUUUCGAGCAAUACGCGUCGCUGUUGGGAUACGAAACCGAGGAGGGUGAGGAUCCGUUUCGCGUGCUCGGGGUCAGUCGUACAUCGACGUCGACUCAAAUUCGUAAGAGAUUCAGAGACUUAAGCAUGAAGUAUCAUCCCGAUAAGACUGGGAACGAUCAGAAGAAGAAGGAGAUGUUUAUCAAGGUGCAGCGAGCGAUGGAAACCAUCACCAAGGGAACGUACGAGGACACGCGUCCGUCGGACGAGCACGUGGUGCGCGAGCGCGCUUUCGCCACCAUCGCUCGCUGCGGAUCGCUUUGGGGCCUCAUCGCCAUAUGGCUCGCACUUUCUAUCACCGCGGCGAUCGGGUACUUGAUCAGAAGGCGCCUCGCCAAGGACGACCCCGAGGCCGCCGAAGCUGAAAAUCAGCCGCGCAUGCACACUGGUCCAAGUUUCGUCGGCGCCGACAUUUUCGGCAUGGGAGAUCGUCGUCGCGCGCGUCGUCCGCACGUCGAUAACACCAACGCCGGCGGUGCGCGUGUUGUCGGGAACAUGCGCGUCGCCACGCCAUCCGGCCAGGCCCCGCGCAUCAUCUCCACGGGCCCGAGAGAGACGGACGCUUGGAACACCGGCAUCGCCGGCGCGGACGGCGGUCGCCUCACCUCGCGACGCCGCGCGACGGUCGUCUCCCCGGACGCCUCCGACGCGCCGCGAUAG